Molecule: messenger RNA, 1414 nt
Organism: Daldinia caldariorum
Lineage: Eukaryota; Fungi; Ascomycota; Sordariomycetes; Xylariales; Hypoxylaceae
Product: mitochondrial genome maintenance MGM101
Exons: 2
Coding region: 267-1094 (275 amino acids)
Biological process (GO): recombinational repair; interstrand cross-link repair
Cellular component (GO): mitochondrial chromosome; mitochondrial nucleoid
Molecular function (GO): single-stranded DNA binding
Source: RefSeq, a predicted model, not a curated record
GUUGUAACCAAGAUCAAUUGAUUGCGAUUUCUAAGUGGGGUGUCUAUCGAUAAGCACCCGCGCUUCCCUAAUUUUAGUUCAGGUGAAGAAAACCCACUUUGUUACUAGCUUUUGCCGAUAACACAGGCAAGAUCGAUUGCAACGCCCAAAAAUUUACAACCGCCUUAUCGAACCCCGUCCCUCUUCGAAUCAUUUUUCCCACAUACAUUUCCCUUUCCUCUCCUUAGGUACGGAAUACAAACCACAACAACUCACAACCACAAACAAUGGCCUCAAGAACGUUAGCGCCCAUGCGCGCCGCAGCUCGACGGGUACGCACAAUAUCACUUUCCCAAAAUCAGACUCAGCCAUGCAUCCGGACUUUCGUUAGCACUUCCAAAACGAUGGCUACUUCUUCGUAUUCCAAACCUUCUACGGGCACUAGUACUACCGCUUCUUCAACACCGGCGGCGAAACCCAGCGCAAAUGCAUCGUCGUCGCUCCCCUCGGAAACCCGAAUCCCCAUCCCCCCGGUCUCGGGCGAACCCCUCCCCGACGCCAUAAGCGGCGAGGAGCCCGCGACCGGGAAGCCUAUCGACUGGACGCAGUCGUACCACGGCCUCGGCACCUCCGCCUUCUCGCCCGAGACCGCCGCCGUCCUCCAGGCCCGCCUCCACCCCGACGACAUCGAGGUCAAGCCCGACGGCAUCAUCUACCUCCCCGAGAUCAAGUACCGCCGCAUCCUCAACGCCGCCUUCGGCCCCGGCGGCUGGGGCCUCGCUCCCAGAGGCCAGCUCAUGGUUCACGAGAAGCUCGUCACGCGCGAGUACGCGCUUGUCGUGCACGGCCGAUUCGUCGCCCAAGCCCGAGGCGAGAUGAGUUAUUUCACGGAAGAGGGCGUCUCGACGGCAGCCGAGGGGUGCAAGUCCAACGCGCUGAUGCGGUGCUGCAAGGACCUGGGCAUUGCGUCGGAGCUGUGGGACCCGCGCUUCAUCCGCAAGUUCAUGAAGGAGCACGCCAUGCAGGUCUGGGUCGAGCACGCCGCUACCAAGAAGAGGAAGCAGAUUUGGCUUCGUAAGGACGACGAGGUCCGCUACCCGUUCAAGAAGGUGUAAGAGUUUUUUUUUUGCUGGUAUAAAAAAAUAAAAACCGCCCGCCGAAGAGGAUCAUAUGCGUCCUGAGAUAUAAAGACGUUGCCUGAAGUAAAGCGUCGGGGUUAAGUUUUGGGUGGUGUGGUGUGGUGUGGUGUGAAGAGGGAACAUUUGUACGAUAUCGAGAGGUGGGAAAAUAUACCCCGAAGAAUUAUACACUCCAGACACCAGACACGGGCAGGGGGAAAUAGGCUGACUACCCAGGUACCUAACAUGGUCCUCGCCCUAAGCCAGCAAGUGCAUAUAUGGCUCUACCAUGUCACGUAUAUUAUUAAACCUUCACA